Messenger RNA from Aegilops tauschii subsp. strangulata, 633 nucleotides. RefSeq lists its product as uncharacterized. Lineage: Eukaryota; Viridiplantae; Streptophyta; Magnoliopsida; Poales; Poaceae. The record is from RefSeq and is a predicted model, not a curated record.
AUGUCCGUCCACUCAUCCAUCUCCGGUGCCACCAACCCCUUCGCCGGUCCGGACCCCGCCGACAUCCGCGACAUCAACAUCCAUGACCGCGUUCCCGUGAUCCUCAAUGCAACCAACUCCACAUACUGCGCGUGGAAGACCUACUUCUCGCUCCUCUUCCACGAGAACAAUCUCGUGGAUCACGUCGACGGCUCCGUAGAUUCUCACGCCAUGGUGGACGAUUCCAAGUGGACCGCGAUCGACGCUACGCUCAUCCGGUGGUUCUUCACCACCAUCUCGAAGGACAUGUUUCACACGGUCGUAAGCGAUGGUGAUGAUGCACGCGCCGUGUGGGUCAAACUCAAUGGCUUCUUCCCCGACAACAAGCUUCGGCGUCGCGUUUUUCUGCAGCAGGAAUUUUUUUACUGUCGUCUGGAUGAUCAAUCCAUCGAUGACUACUGCCGCCUCAAGACGUUGUCUGACGAGCUCCGUGACAUCGGCGCCAAGAUUGAUGAUGAUCUCCUCCUCAACAUGCUCACCGCCGGCCUCAACGAGGACUUUGGCAACGCCGCCGCCAACCUCACCUUGAUGCCGAAGCCCUCCUUCCCCAAGUUUGUGGCGUACUUGCGGUUGGAGGAGCGCCGGAUGAAGUAG